Paraglomus occultum is the source of this 2124-nucleotide messenger RNA. NCBI's taxonomy places the organism in Eukaryota, Fungi, Glomeromycota, Glomeromycetes, Paraglomerales, Paraglomeraceae. The record is from the annotation of a GenBank genome assembly.
AUGGCCCCACUGCAAGUUUUCUCCGACAUAAUCUCAACAAUCGUAAAAUAUCAAGAAGGCUUCAUGAUCUUACCUAACGUUACUCCCUCCACUCCUAUUUCUCCGGCUUCUGUACUUGCAUCCGGAGAAAUAAUAACGAAGCCGUACAUCUUAUGGACACAGGCUCACAAAAACUGGAUACUACCUUCAGACUAUGUACUUUGUGCGAGUUUCAGCGUCCAAGUUGGCCUUUUAUUCCUUUUACAAUCGUUUUGGAAUUACCUUGCGGCCAAUGUAGCAAAAACGUCUUUCAUGGGGAGCUUCGAAUUCAAGUCCUAUAUCAUAUUUUCUGUAUUCAGCGCCGCUGUCUUUCCAAUACUAAGAUUCACCUUUCGCCAUAAUGAUUUGAAUUCUGAUGUAUUCCCUCAGCUAGCGUAUGGUGUAUUCCUGUUUAUAAUAGCGCUCUUAGGGAUCCGCUCUAAUCAGCGAUUUACUAUGCUUCUCCGUAAAACGGGACAAUCGAUUCGACCGAGCGUAGUUGCAAAGUUGGAAUACUUCAGAGACAUGAAUUUGUAUUUGACGAUGGGAUUAAUAAUUGGAUCGGUCUCAGUCUUAAUAUUGUGCGUUGAUGCAUUGACACCGAACCAGUGGCUAAACAGGAGAAAAUUCACGGCGGAUCUGUUAAUGGUCCACGUCAGCGUCGCCAUGUGGAUAGUAUUCUUGACGCUAAUUUUAAUAUUUUAUCCGUCGGGAAGUUCAGCUAGCGAUUCAGCCACAAUAAAAAGCGCCGUAUCCAACAAAUCAGCCGUAAACGAAAUUCCCACACAAGCAUCCAUAAGACCACAAACCCGUACACAUACGUACGACAAACUAAAUACUCCAGAAUCAUCCCAACUAUCGAGCUACGUUGUCGAAAUGUCGGAAGAUAAUAACGGUAGCUUCCCUCCACCUCAUCUCUCACGUCCACCACGAUCGUAUUCAACGGACGAUACGCCAUCCCAAUCACAAACAACUUUGAUAUCAACACCACCACCGUUCUCUCCAACCCCAACCACUUCACCAAAGUCUGUGUCGUCACCACGAUUACCACUGUAUUCACCCACACCUGUGAGACAAGUACCAUCUGUCAAAAUGUGGGAAGGGAUGAAAUAUCCGUUACAAACAUCGAGUAAUAAUAGUUCUGAUGACAUUGGGAAGACAAACCAAACGAAUGUGGACGAGGCAGAGAGUGGAGAACCUCCUGCAUAUGUUAUUAGAGAUCUCCGUAAAGGACAGUCACAAACACAAGGACAACCGCAGCAAGAGGCCUAUCCUCUGUCGCCCACAGAACUAGCUCACCAGAAACGCGAUUCCCGUAAAGUAAUAACCCCAUCUCUGUCAGAAGGCGAUCUCACAUCGACUUCUUAUUCGAAUUCUCUUCGAUCUUCUACUCUCCUGACGCAACAACAACAAGAACGAUAUCCGUAUCCUCGCGCAACUUACGUCGGAAGUGGGGCCUUUAUGCCCCCCAACCACAGACGAACGGAGAGCGAUGCAAUAACGGGAGAUUCUUAUGACGGCAUGGGAAAGCGAGCGAGAAGGGCGAGUUUGAUGCGAAGUGGGAGUUCACCUAGUCUGUUUUUGCUUAAUUCGUCGCCCGUGUUACAAUCACCGACUACACCAUUAUCACCAACAAGCGACAUGAUGCCAACAUCGCCUACAAAUUUUACAAUGGACCAUACACACGGAGCAUCUAAACGAUGGACAAGAUGGGAUACUAACAGGCCGACUGUGUCAAAAGCAUAUACGGAUACGCAAAGCUCAUCAUAUGAGGCUUCCACCAGAUCGCCAGGAUCUCCACGAUCGGCUGUGCCAUAUUCACCUAGAACUGUCACGUCUCCUACAUCUCCUAAAUCUCCUAAUCAACAACAUUCAUAUCAGCGAUCGAUUCCUGCAAAUCAUUCGCCUUUGGUGCCUCGACGAACUUCCAAAGUGGACGAUGUUGAAAUGGUGGCAGUUAGGUCGAGGCGGAUGUCAGUGGCUAAUGGGAAGAAGCAAGUGAGGACAGAUAGUGGUGGAUACGAGCUGCAGAGGGGAUUAGACUCACCGACGAUAAGAAUUUCUACUUUUAAUGAUUCGCAUGAGAAUAUUACUCAUGCAUUGUAG